This is a messenger RNA of Fusarium redolens, 1788 nucleotides long. Its product is annotated as glycosyltransferase family 2 protein. The record is from RefSeq and is a predicted model, not a curated record. Gene Ontology annotation, molecular function: hyaluronan synthase activity. Gene Ontology annotation, biological process: extracellular matrix assembly; hyaluronan biosynthetic process. The transcript is spliced from 4 exons. NCBI's taxonomy places the organism in Eukaryota, Fungi, Ascomycota, Sordariomycetes, Hypocreales, Nectriaceae. Bases 1 to 1788 code for a protein of 595 amino acids.
AUGGAGACCCUGAGAGCAUUUCGGCCAUUUACAAGUAUCCCCAGAGGACGAAAUUCAUCGAUACUUAGACAACUUCUCAAUUUGGCUGGAUGUAUACUCAUUAUCCCAGCAUUCUAUUUGGCUACCAUACAAACCCUACACCCAAUGACAAUAGAUAUACUGCUUGGCAUUACCCUGACCGAAUACAAUCGUUUUGCCAACGAAGGACGUCGUAUCUCCUUCUACUCAACAAAAGAUGCGUCUCUGCAAAGAAAGGAUACCAUAGAGACAGAGAAGAGCGGCUUCGAAACGCAGAAAAAUGUUCAGAAGCUCGGUUGCAUAUCGACUGUGGUUGGCUACCGUGAGGAUCCUGGGUUGUUUACGCGGGCUCUUGAGAGCUACAAGACAGCUCGAGGUCAAGCCUUCAUGUUAGUCGGCAUUGAUGGUAACGACGCAGAAGAUCAAGACAUGUUCUACGUGUUUAAGAAGGUCUAUCCUUCUGAGUCUCGGAUCAUUCACAUAGAGGAGCCAUUGGGCGACAUAGCACAGCGGCUUUAUACUAAACAUUUAGCUAUGCAACACGAGCAGGGGCUUGAGAUCGACGAAGAGGAAAGCAACAACGUGGUGAUCCGGCAUUGCAUGAAGCUCGCACGAGUUAUACUUGAUCAACAGGGCUGCUUGGUCGGCGACCCAGAUGGUAUUAGACAUCUAUGCCUCGUUCAACAACAUAUGCACAAGAAGGGAAUAAUGUUUACCACUUUCAUCUUUUCGCUUGUUAUUGCGGACAUACUCGGCAUUGAGUUCAUGUGGUCGUCAGACUCCGAUACGCUGGUGUUGGAGGACACUCUUGAGAGGACCAUCAGCACCAUUGCCGGGGAUCCUACUGUUGGCGGCGCCAGCUCAGGAUUGACUGUGCACAACGGCGAUGACACGGUAGUAACGCGCUUAGCUGCCACGGUUUACUGGGCCGAGCUUUAUCUGACCCGAUCCACGCCCGCUUGUACCGCAACGAGUGACUGCCAAAGCGGGCCUUGCACAGCUUUUCGACUAUCAGCUCUAUCGGCCAUUCUUAUGCCCUGGUAUAUGCAAAAGGUCUUUGGCAAGCGAAUGAUCGUUAACGAGGAUCGCCACCUUACCACCAACCUUCUCGUCCGUGGCUGGGGCGUUGUCUUUGCUUCCGACGUCCUUACGGUUACAGAGACGCCCACUACUGUCACACGCUGGUUGCGACAACAAGUCCGCUGGGCCCGAGCCACGCACAUCGAAUCCCUCCUCAUCCCACGUGUCUAUGCCAUGUCUCAUCCUAUGGCAUUCUUCGCCGCUGCCAGACGUGAGUUUGGACCUCUAGUCGUUGCAGUGGCCGUGCUCUCGUACUUCUUCACGUCUCACAAGCUGCUUUAUUUCAGCUACCCGGAUCUGUUUCUGCGAAUUGGUAUUACAGCGAUUUAUAACAUUUUGCGCAAUCCAGAUAGGUUAAGACUUGCUUUGUCUUGGUAUGUUGUGCCGGGCAUGUUCUUCUACAAUGUGCCUCUACCAGCAAUACACAUCUGGAGUUUGGUGACACUAACGGCCGAUACCUGGGGGACGGCAAUGAGGGCGAGCACGGAGAUCUCCAAGAAGGACAGCACUCGGAAGAAAUGGUUCGAGACAGGCUUCUUUGUAGUUUGGAUGGGGAUAGUUGGCGGUACAGUGGCCAGGUGGGUUGCGUCCGAGUUUCACUUUUCCCAGGGCCAGACACUUGUAUCGAUGUUGUGCGGCAUCUCGCUCGCAUCUGUCGGCACCUGGAAGUCAACGAUUGCGAGUCAAUAG